Molecule: messenger RNA, 705 nt
Organism: Numida meleagris (helmeted guineafowl)
Lineage: Eukaryota; Metazoa; Chordata; Aves; Galliformes; Numididae
Product: atherin-like
Exons: 1
Coding region: 1-705 (234 amino acids)
Source: RefSeq, a predicted model, not a curated record
AUGAAAGCGGCUGAGCCCUCGCCAGCAGUACUGCAAGCGUUACGGACCGCCGACGGGGAGCGCGGCCGGCGCGCACCCGGACCGAGCACCGUCCUCCCCACCUCCCUGCCCAGGGCUGCCAGCGCGGCAGCUUCUGCACCGCAAGGCUCCGAGCACCCGGCACGUGGAAGGCAGCGGGGCCGCGGGGAAGCGCAACCGAGCAGCGCCCUUAAGAGUGCGGCGCGGCCGGGGGCGGAGCGCCCCACCACGCCGGGCACAAGUGCCACCGCGGCUCCGCCACCGCCGCCCCCCGCUCACCUCCGUUCCGCGGCGCCGGGGAGAGGCGCGGCGGCGCAGCGCGGUACCCCGCCGGCUGCCGCCGCCCGGCCCGCAGCCGCUGCCUCCCCUCGGCGCCCGCCCGGCGCCGCCCGCCUCCCGUCCGCCUCCGCCUUCCCUCCCGGCCUCCCUCUCCGCCUGCCGCUGCCGGCCCCUGCGAGGGCGAUAUCGGUGGUGCGCCGGGCGAGCGUGCAGCAACUGCCCCAGCCCAGGAUCGCCUUUUCCCAGCCCGCAUGGGGAAUUCGGGCCUCGGAGACCCUGAGCUCACGCCCUACCUCUGUGGCGCGGAAUCGAACCCCCCGGCCGGAGCAGGGAGAGAUGCAGGAACGCAUCCCUCGCACGCCAGCCCAGAGCAGGUGCUGCCUUGCUUUGCCUGCGUGCAGACAGUAG